UCUGGAUAGAAGACAAAUCCCAAAAGAGAAUACCAGUAGACGGACUUGCUAUCAAGCAGACAGCAUUAADAAUCUAUAAACRUAUCCAGGAAAUUGAUCCAGAUACAUCAUCUCAGUCAAAACAACAUGCAUUUUCYGCAAGUACUGGUUGGAUGACUGGUUUUUUAAAAAGACACGCUCUCCACAAUAUAAAAAUUAAGGGAGAAACUGCAUCCGCUGAUGAAUUGGCUGCUAAAUAAUUUCCCGAAAAACUAAAAAAAAUUAUUGAAGAUGGAGAAUAUACUCCAGACCAAGUUUGGAAUUUAGAUGAAAGCGGCSUUUUUUGGAAGAGAAUGCCUAGAAGAACUUAUGUAGCAAAAUCGCAGAAAACAGCCGGUGGUUUUWAAGUAGCAAAGGACCGUAUUACGUUGUUGUUUUGUUCCAAUGCUUCAGGAGAACGUAUUCCUAAGCCACUCCUAGUACAUCGUGCCUUAAGACCACGUUCCAUGAAAAGUGUAGAUUUCAAUAAAUUGCCUAUACACUGGAUGGCGAACAAAAAGGCUUGGGUAACCAGUGCAAUUUUCACAGAGUGGUUUCAGAAGCACUUCAUCCCAGAAGUUAGGCGCUACAUGAAAGAAAAAUGUCUCGAAUUUAAAGUUCUUUUGAUUCUGGACAAUGCACCAGGCCAUCCAGUUUUGGAGCACCCAAACGUACAAUUUUGUUUUUUGCCGCCUAAUACCACUUCCCUUAUACAGCCACUAGACAAGGGGAUAAUUGCUACGUUUAAAACGUAUUACAUAAGAAGUUCAUUUCAUUAUGUUGUAGAAAAACUUGAUAAUUAUGAGGAAUCAUCAGUCAUAGAUGAAUGGAAAAAAUUUUCUAUAAUGGACUGCAUUAAUGAAGUCAAGAUCGCGUUAGAUUUAUUAAAGCCAUCAACUUUGAACUCGUGUUGGAAAAAUAUUUGGCCAGAAUGCGUAAAAUGCAAAGAUCCUGUUAUCGAUAAUAACGCUGAACUU
This is a messenger RNA of Bactrocera latifrons, 995 nucleotides long. Its product is annotated as tigger transposable element-derived protein 1-like. The annotation marks the transcript as partial. Gene Ontology annotation, cellular component: nucleus. Gene Ontology annotation, molecular function: DNA binding. The record is from RefSeq and is a predicted model, not a curated record. The transcript has a single exon. Lineage: Eukaryota; Metazoa; Arthropoda; Insecta; Diptera; Tephritidae.